AUGAGCUUUUCAAUGUCGUAUUCUCUCUGUCCGAAUUUGACGGGAAAUACCAUUCAUGUUCUUCGUGAUUGCCCCAAAGCUUUCGAUAUCUGCUUUGUGGUGCGUGAGGAGAUGCAGGUUGAUGGAGUCGAGCAGAUGAGGGAAACGGAGAAAUCGUUGAUUUUGUUUUGUAAAUACAAUGGAUUGUGUGCUGGAAUAAAGUUGUCUCGGUCGUCGAGAAUUGGAGAUUUUAUGAAGAUAUUGUGUGGCAAGUUUAGUGAGUUGAGAAGACACUCAUUGCAACUCUUUUAUGCUAUACGUGAUCAUCCUAGUACCAUGUUAUAUAAUGAUGAAGAUUUGGAGGUGAUGUUUGCUGUAGCUGAUAGUAUUGGAUUGAAUUGCAUUGAAGUUACAGUAGUAGACAGUCAUGAUUUUGAUAGUGAUAUUAGUGGGUGUGGUGUUGAUGUUGGUGCUAAUAGUAGUGGGGUUUUCGAUAGUGGUGGUGCUAGCACUAGUAAGGGCAUUUGUUUCAGUGGGCAAGGGUUAGUCGGCUGUCGGUUGGAAUCAAUGGAAUAUGUAGGUAAAGAGGAUGAUUUGGGAGCUAUGUUUUGCUCGCAUCAGCAUCGGCCAAGGUUGUUGGACGCGUGGAAAGAGCUUAUUAAAAGUGUUGGUCAGUUGUUUGUCGGGGGUUCGGAAGGUUUUCGUGAUGCAUUGCGGAAAUAUUCAAUUGUUCAUUCUUUUGAGUUUGACUUUGUAAAGAAUGAAACAGAGAGAGUGACUGCAGUUUGUAAGGUAAAAUCUUGCAAGUGGAAUAUCCAUGCUAGACUUGACAAGGAUGAUGUUCGAGACAAGUCAAAGAAACGUCCUGUUGAUGUUGUUGAUGAUUUGAAGGAGUAUUAUGGGGUGGAUGUAAGUGUUUUUGAUGUUGAGUGGGAUCAAAUCACAAAUCAUUUUUUGAGGUUGUUUGUAGCAUUUGAUGCAUGUGUACAAGGAUUUAAGCACUGUAGGCCUGUUUUAUCCGUUGACGCAACGUUCUUGAAGGCAAGGCAUAUGGGAUGCUUGAUGUCUACUUCAGCUAAAGAUGGUAAUGCAGGUCUAUUUCCAUUAGGAAUAAAAGAGGGUAUUGCUAAGGUGUUUCCUUCAAGCUUUCAUGCUUACCGUCUCUAUCAUUUGAAGUGCAAUUUGCGUACUGCUUUGGCGUCCACAAAUGUCAAGUAUAAAGAGGGUUUGAUCAGAGUGUUUUCAAAAUGUGCUUAUACUCCCACUGUGGCAAAGUUUAAUCAGCAUAUGGGUAAUUUGCUGAAACACGGUGGUGCAGCUGUCAUAACUCUCUUAUUGCUUUACAAGUCAGAGGAGUCAACGGAUAACAUUUUUCAAACGAAAGAUUUCGAUAUUAUGAAUAAGUUCCAGGAUGAUGUCAAAUAA
Molecule: messenger RNA, 1404 nt
Organism: Rhododendron vialii
Lineage: Eukaryota; Viridiplantae; Streptophyta; Magnoliopsida; Ericales; Ericaceae
Exons: 9
Coding region: 1-1404 (467 amino acids)
Source: RefSeq, a predicted model, not a curated record